Messenger RNA from Ixodes scapularis (black-legged tick), 7260 nucleotides. RefSeq names its product nuclear pore membrane glycoprotein 210 (gene Gp210). The record is from RefSeq and is a predicted model, not a curated record. Gene Ontology annotation, cellular component: nuclear pore. The coding region runs from base 37 to 5622 and encodes 1861 amino acids. NCBI's taxonomy places the organism in Eukaryota, Metazoa, Arthropoda, Arachnida, Ixodida, Ixodidae. The transcript is spliced from 44 exons.
AACGACUUUCCGUCGUGUCGGCCGUGCAUUCGAAACAUGGCGCUAAAGGAGUCGCUCCUCCUGUUUGGGUUAUUUCUCCUCUUGUGCGACGGAGCCAGACUCAACGUCCCGCGCGUCUUGCUGCCGUAUCGUCAAGAGGUGGCCACCAACUACAGCCUGGAACUCCUCGACGCCAGCCCGGGCGCUUGCUACCACUGGAGUUCGUCGCAGCCAGACCUGGUGUCUGUGCAGCCUGCGAAUGGUGACCAGUGUGCCCUGCAGGCCCUCGUCUCGGCAGUGUCCCACCACCCGGCGAGGCGCACGGCCAUCGUCACGGCCGACAACUCUGCCACGGGGGAGGUGCUCAGUUGCGAUGUGAUCGUGGACCGUGUACACUCCCUGGAUGUGAUGACUACCACCAGGGAGCUGCUGCUGGACGACUCGCCCGAGAUGAUGGAGGUCAUGGCGCACAACGACCAGGGGGACACCUUUUCCUCCUUGGUCGGAGUGUCCUUCGAGUGGUCCAUCCUGUCUGAGCCCUCGGCCGGCACGCAGGGUGCUGUGGUGCGGUUUCUGCAGUCGUCAGAGUCGCCAUAUCGGAGCCCCCCUGGGGUCCAGUUCUGGGAGCAGAGGGGUCUUCAAGGCUGGGCCGUGCUGGCACAGGGGGUCGGCACCGGGUCGGCCAGGAUUGCCGUGCACCUUGCUCAUCCGGACUACAAGGAGGUGCCGGGCAAGCAGGUGACUCUGCUUGUGGUGGCCAACGUGCUGCUGGAGCCGUCCCGAGUCUUCCUCCUCGAAGGAGCUCUCAUCCACUUCAGGGCACGGCUGGUGCGCAAGGGCACGGCGUCCGAGCUGGAGCUCCCGAGCGAGCAGUACUCUCUGCACGUGGAGGAUCCUCUGGUGGCAGAACUGGAUGGGUUCAGCUCGUCGGUGACAGCGCGCUCCCUGGGACACACGUCCAUGGUGCUCAGGGACUCCCAUCUGACCUUGCACGAGUACAGCCGGCAACCUCGGGCAGAAAUAUAUGUGGUGAAGCCCAGCUACUUGUUGUUCUCGGUGACUCCCGGCGACACCUGGGGACUGCAGGAGGACACGGAGUACUGCGUGCAGGUCGGCCUGUUUGACGAGCACCACCACAGGGUGCACCUGAGCGAGAACCUGGUGGUGACGAUGGACUUCCCCUCGGAGCACAUGGAGGUGCUCUCCUCGACGGAGAAUGGCACGCACCACUGUGUGCGGACCAAGGGCCCCGCAACCACCCGCAUCACUGGCAGGCUGGAGGGAUUCCGGACCCCCGCGGGUGCGAUCCGCAAGGCGGCCUACGGAAUCAAGGGCUCCCAGGAAGUGUCCAUCUUCAAGCGCAUUGUGGUGCAGCCGCCAGUGCUCCUGUUCCCUUGGGACCCCGUGGUGAAGCCCUCGUACAGCCCUCAGGCCAGGGCUUCGGGAGGAACCGGCUCGUACCGCUGGUACGCGGACAACAGCUCCGUGGCGCGGGUGAGCUUUGCGCUGGACGAGCUGAGCGGCAAGGCGACUGUGGUAACGACCGGCCUGGGACGCACCGCCGUGGUGGCCGAGGACGCCCAUAACUCCUUCUCCCUGGGAAAGGCUCUGGUGUCCGUCCAACCGGUGGCCGAACUGGAGAUUGUGCCUUCUCUGCUGGAGACUGACUACCUCAACGAGGUCCUGGUGCCCGUAGCACUCUAUGGCUACGAAGAUUCAGAGAACAAGACCGGCCGCAGGGUGUUUGAUGACUGCAGCCAGAUCCCGCUGACUGUGGAGGUGGUGGACGAGGCUCGCUUUCUCUACAUCCAGGGCUCCCACGGUCCCCCGCUGGGGCAAGGCUGCCUGACCCUACGGUUCAGCUGCAAGUCCGUCGGCCACUCGCGCGUCUACGUCUCGUACCGCGACGGCGAACUCGACCUCAAGUCCACCACUGUCCUCGGCUGCCACAAGACCCUCAAGGCUGUGCAUCCGGCCAAGACGGUGGUCGUGGCCUACGGCUCCUUCAAAGACGUGGCCUUCGAAGGGGGACCUAGACCGUGGCCCAUGCUUAAGCAAGGUCACUACGUCAAGUUGGUGGCAGACAAUACAUCCCUGGUCAGCAUCAUGCGCAUCAUCGACCCCCACCGGAACAACCGAGACCUUCAUGUGUUCAGGAUUCUCUGCAAGGACCUCGGGGAAACGGGCCUGGAACUGAGGGUUGGCAACAAUGCCUCGGCCAGUCUUCCGAACCCUGCCAGGAACCAGGCUUCGGUCAAGUUUGUGUGUGGGCCACCCAGCAGCGUGGAACUGCACGUCAAGAGUCCCAAGGGCAGCCGGGCCGCCUCCUGCCCCACCGAGGGGGACAAGGUGUGCGUGCUGAGCUCCCAGGAGGUGGAAGUGGAGGUGGUGGUGAAGGACCCCCUCGGGCGCAAACUGGCCAAUGUGUCCUCCCUGGACGUGCACUGGGAGCUGUCGGACUACUCCCUGGCCACGCCCAGCAGCCACCGGGACCUGCUGAUCCACACGGACGGCUCCGCCGGCUACCGCAGGGUCUCGCGCAACUUCCAGGUGAUCCGGCCCAAGCAGAAGUCCGGGGCCUUGACCGUGACGGCCAAGAUUGUGGGCUACAACCACCAGAUCCUCAGGCACUCCUCGCUGCCCAACGUGCAUGCGGUCAGUCCGACGGUGAGCGGCUCUGUGAGCUUGGACCUGGUGCAACCAGCCCGGCUGUCGUCUUCGAAGGUGUCGGUCUUCAAUCAUCCGUCCCACUCGGCAAGCGUGAGCCUCCAGGAUGGCUCAGGCUCCUUCCAGCUGGAGUGCUCGGACCCUGCCAAGGCCAAGGUCACCUUGGACGCUGCCACCCGGCAGAUCAAGGUGGUGCCCCUGGGAGAAGGCAGCGUGAGUGUGAGGGUGCACGACCUGUGCCUGGACCUGCCUCCCCUCACCCUGGAGGUGCAGCUGGUGGGACUGGCCAGGCUGCAUUUGCACACCCUCACCAAGGUGGAGCUUGGCCAGGAGAUUGAGGCUCACGUGGAGCUGGAGGACUCUUUGGGGCAGUCUCUGUCGGCCUCAUUACUGGAUCUGGUCGGCCUCAGGCCCUUGUUGGGGGCACCCCUGCUCGAGAUCAGGCCGCUGCCGGGAGAGGGCGACCGUGUGCGGUUUGCCGUGCGGGGCUCCUCCCUGGGCACCACCAGCCUCCAGUUCGUGGCCGGCGGUCCAGGAGCAAACCAAGUGGCCAGCGAGGCUCUGUCUGUUCAGGUGUUUGCUCCACUCAAGCUGGAUCCCAGAAACAUCACCCUGGUGGUAGGAGCCACAUUCCAGCUCUGGUGGUCUGGGGGCCCCCAACCCGAGGGCCAGGUGGAGUUCUCCCUGGAGGGCAACGCCAGCGUGGCCAGCGUGUCCACGAGCGGCGUGGUCACGGCCAGCGCCCUGGGCAGCGUCAACGUCGCGGCUCGCUUCCUCGACUCUGACAGCGGUGUCGUCUACUCUCAGGACGUGACGAGCGUGCACGUGGUGGCACUCGCGAGCAUCCGGAUCCAGCCGGCUGUCUCCAGGAUGCUGUCCGGGACAGAGCUUCCUGCAUUUGCCACGGGCUCCAACGAGUUCGAGACUCCGUUCAGCUUCUGCAGCGCCGAGCCCCCGCUGCUGUUCCGCUGGUCCGUCAGUGACCCCCGCCUGCUGGCCCUGGAGGCUCCCCUGGUCCAGGAGGGGUUGCAAGCGAGGGAGGAGAAUGUGUGUGCGGUGCGAUUGCGAGCGCUGGGAACACCGGGCCGGGUGGCACUGAGGCUGCAGGUCUCGGUCUCCGAGGACGCUCCAGAUGCCAGCAGACAGCAGCUACUGGACAAUGCGCCACUGGAUGCCCAGCUUCAGAUACAGAUCCUGCCCAGCCUGGAGCUGGUGAAUCCCAGCCUGCCCGGCGCCGGCCCCAUACUUCUGACCCCUCACGCCAAGCUGCCCCUCAAGUCCUCCAGAGACCGUGAGGGCAGCGUGGCCUAUGCCCUGGAGCGGCUGGAGCACGCCUCGCUCCGGCUGGAGGAAGGGCCGCUGCUUGUAUCCGGAGCGCACACGGGAUCGGCCGUCCUCAACGUGUCGCUCGCCGAGCCGUUUGGCCUCGUGCACAGGAUCCUGACCCCCGUGGAGGUGCGGCCAGCCUCGUUCCUGCAGGGGCUCCUCGAGCCCGGGGUGCGACAGGAGCCCCUCCCCCGCCCGACGCUGCCCCUGGGCCUCAGCUGCCCGCUGGCAGUGUCCCUGCACGACGAGCUGGGACGGCGCUUCCACGCCACGGGCACGCGCCUGGCUCAUCGCUCUUCCAGGCGCGACUUGGUGCGUGUGUCCGAGGGCGCUGUCAACGGGAGCCUGGCGCUUCACUGCGUGGCCGCCGGCCGGACCGUGCUCCGCCUGUGGGACCGGGACGACGCACGGCUGCAGACGUUCGUGUCCCUGCGCACGGGACCCGCCCUGGAACCCCGGCCCGAUCGCAUGAGCGUGGGCGACGUCGUCUGCUUCCAGACGCCACUUCAGGCGGCCAACGGGAGCCCCGGCGUGUGGAGCCAGACGGGGGACCAGCUAGCAGUGGAGCCUGGCUCGGGGGUGGCGGUGGCCCUGAAGCCAGGCACCGCCCUGCUCCGCUACUCCGUUGCUCCGCAGCUGCACAGCACCCUACAGGUGCUGGUCCAUCCGGUGGCGACCCUGGAGCUGCUCCCGGGGCGCUCCCAGCUGACCUCCCUGGCGGAGACGCGGCUGCCCGUGCUCCUCGCAUCCCAGCCCUCAAACGUGCACGGGAAGUGCUCCUCGAGGGCAGCCUCCGAGCUGGCGGUCGUGCCUCCCUUCUCGUGCUCGGUGGAGUUUGUCAACUCGAGCCUGGAAGCGUCUGCGGAAGACUUCUUUGCCGCCGAAGCAGGCUUCAACUUUGCCCAAGGGUACUUCUGCUCCCUGCGGCCGCGUGCUGGUGUGGACAAGCCCCGCGCGGUGCUAGAGGCCCAGCUGGAGGUGCGGGCCACCCUGGGCCCGGACGACGACGGGCCCUGGUCCUCGGCGCUGCUCCUCUUCACGGGACCCUUUGAGCUGCACAGUCGUGAGGUGCUGCUCAGCCCCGACCAGCCGUCCACCAGCGUGCUGAUCACUGCCGGGCCCGCCACCCACGCCUGCCUCAGGGCGGCGAGUUCGGACGAGUCCCGGCUGGAAGUGGUGGGGCUGCGUGCGGUCUCCGGCCGUGCCCACACCUGGAGCCUGGCGCUGCAGGCGCACUCCACGCUGCUCUGGCGCCGGGAGCCCCUGGGGGUCACGCUGGACUGCCCCGCCACGGGACAGAGGGAGCACCUGGUCGUGCGCAUGGUUGCACUGUCACCCUCUGGAGGUCUGGAGCCGGACCUGGGCUGGCCAGCCGUGCUUCGCUCCUUUUGGGCGCACCACCAGUUCUGGCUGGCCACUCUGGUCAUUGGGGCCGCCACUGCUGCGCUGCUGAUUGGCUACCGGAACCUCCUGGGCCAGCAGUCUGCAGUCGCCCGCCAGCCGGACGUGUUCCUCAACACCUCCGGCGAAAACCGAUCUCCCAGCGGAGUGCUACCCUACGUGCCGUGGCCAGGGUCCCCCGAGCGACUCUGGAGCGUUCCGGACCCCCACUGGUCCCCCAGCCAGAGGCGCUCUUCUCCCGCCAGGUAGCGGGAGCUCGGGAAGGCUCCUUCGAGGCAACUCGCCAGCACUCGCCUGGCCGUGCCACCCAAGACCACUGGGGACGGUGUUCAGCACCGUGCGGCGAUGACUGCCGUCUGUACAUAGAGUUGUGAUCUUUUGUUUAUUUUCUUUUCUCAAGGCUGUGGUACAGUGCAGCCCUGUAUGCAAAGUUGUUUUAUUUUUGCUUUGUUUAGAAUUUUUAGGAAAAGGGAACUUGGUGUUAGGGUGAGUUUAGCCCCGAGGCUAAGUUGGUGGGCCGUGGCAGCCACUAUAGGUCGGUGACAGGUUAGGGGUAAAGAAGCUCCUCUCACUUCUUUCCACUUUGGCAGAGCGAACGCUCCUCCCCUCCGGCAUUCGCUCUGCUAAAGUAAAAUGGGGUGGGAGGAGCUUCCGCUUUACUUUUAGCCUGUCACCAACUGUAGAAAAGAGGCAAAAUUGGUCAAUUAUUUCACCAAACAGGAAAGUUUUAUUUUUUAAUAUUUUUAUUUUAUAUAUUUUAUAAUGUAUUUAAAUAGUCGAUGCUCAAUGGUUUUCAAACUGAAACGGAGCUAUCGCAGUUGGUAUCGCUUGCGGAAAGCAGAAGCAUUGACAUUACUGGUGCUCUUUGCCCACAUUUUCGGUUUGAAGCCGUGCACAAAGGUGACACUUUUCGCCCCGUAGCGCCCACUACAAAUUUUUUCAUAAAAAUUUCUCCCGAACAGUUGGAGCGUAUCAUGAAUCCGAAUGCAAAAUGUCCCAAAAAUUGAGAUUUAAAAAGUUGCAUAAAUUUGUUCAGUUAAUUAGCCAAGUAAUUAAGCCAUUCGACCUCUUUUCUAGUCACUGCCAUUGCCUCCAACUCGGCCGUAGAGCUCAAAAAACCACGAUGAGAGUUCCCUCUAUUUAUUUCUUUAGUUCUGGACCGACAAAAGAAAAACGGACCGCACAACAAACCCGAAUGUUUUGCAAGAUGCAUUUGUUUUAUUGGGAGUUUGUUAUAAAUGGGCUGCACAGUACAUGCUCUCCUGGAUCUAGGCAAGCGUUUGGCAGUACCGAUCUCAGUCAUUUUUUUAGUUGCCAUUCGUUGGAAGGAGGGGGGAACUGCAGCAGUCCCUCGGAGAGUUCCAAGAUCCGUAUUUUGGCAUCCUUUAAAAUUACUUGAGACAUUUGUGACAAAUUAAGGAGAAUGGCCCUUGACAUAUUGACACGUUUGUCGGACCGUGUCUGCCUUGGUGGAGGGGGAAACGUGGAAGAAGGUGUCAACUUUGAUCAUUUAUAGUGAGUAAGAAAGGUUUUGUACGUCAAUCUCGUCCUCCACUCCAUUUUACUUCAAGUCCGACCACAGCGGUCGCUACGAUUUGAGGCCAAAAUUUCAUCAUCACGGCGCUAAACUACUGAACUAAUUGCGCGCAGCGAAUGCACAGUGAUCCUGGGCUUUCUUUGUGUGCGACUGGUUUAGCAGGCGAUAAUGAACUCGUGAAGGCAACGAGAUCCGGGACGAUGCACUUUUGGGGGUGAUUGAUUAGUUCCGUCCGAUCGCGGUGUCGGCUGCGGUCGGACUUGGGGCGAGAGGGAAUGUGGAAGUCGGAAAGCUCCCAGCUUCAAAAUCGUUACUUGUGCCUCGAACAAUAAAGUUUUUCAAACGUUGUC